This is a messenger RNA of Dryobates pubescens (Downy woodpecker), 7694 nucleotides long. RefSeq names its product A-kinase anchoring protein 11 (gene AKAP11). Gene Ontology annotation, molecular function: protein kinase A binding. The record is from RefSeq and is a predicted model, not a curated record. Bases 43 to 5898 code for a protein of 1951 amino acids. Gene Ontology annotation, biological process: intracellular protein localization. Lineage: Eukaryota; Metazoa; Chordata; Aves; Piciformes; Picidae. The transcript is spliced from 11 exons. Gene Ontology annotation, cellular component: cytoplasm.
CUGAGCAGAAUUCUUCCAUCAAAUACUGAGAUUGGUCAAACCAUGGAUGUGUACAGCAGGGCUCAGGGCAGUCGAAUGAAACCAAGAAUACCUGUGAAAAAGAGGUUUGGUGAAGGUCUGCUGCAUUCUAUGAAGUCACUGCUACACAGCAGAAAAGAAUUAUGCAAUGUAUCAUCAGAGGAGUGCCUGAGUCGGGAAGAACAAGAGAAUUUUAUUGAGAUUGCAUUCAUGGGUUUUGCUGAAGAGAUGGGUACUGCUCAUUUGCAGGAGUUGGCAGCUGUUUCUGUAGAACUUCCAGAUGCUCUGAAAUCACUCCAGUUGUGUAAACUAAAAGAAAAUGAGGUUAUAUUUCUAGAAGAUGUAAAGAAAACAUUGGGAAAGCCUCAUGUCCCGAAACAGGUGAGCAAUCAGCUUCCUGAAGUGUUUUGUGUGAUGAGACUCUCUCCUUCAUUCCCAAGGAUCAAAGUUGAUUAUAUAUUUUCCUUGUUGAGCAAGUAUACUACAGGCAUAAGAUAUGCAGUGGAAAGAAACUCACCACAAAAACAUCAAACAGAGACAUCCCAUGGAGAAGAUGAUGACACUAAUCAGUCAGUUUCAUCAAUUGAGGAUGAUUUUGUCACUGCUUUUGAACACUUAGAUGAGGAUGAGCCUUCAAAGAUACAAGGUGCUGGUGCAAGCAACUUUACUUCUCGAAACCAUCGAGAUGCUUCUUCACAGACCAUCCCUGCUCAAUGUGUAGAAGCUGUUGACUCAAAGAUCCUUGUAGGUUCUGCACGUCGAAAGUCAUCUGCCAGAUCUUCUGCUUUGAUUGAUAUGUUAGGACUUAAGGAGAUCUCUUCAGUGAAAAAUUCAGUUACAACCUCAAUUUCUGAUCCUUGGAUACAAAGGAGUUUCUAUAAGCCAUAUAAUCCUUCUGAUCAAGGUGUUAAUUUUUUACGUAAGACCUUGUUUUCUUCCUCUCCAGCUGAAUCCUCCGAGUCCGAUUGCUCCAGCCCAAGCCCUAUCAUCUUCUUAGACGAGGAAGGGUAUCAGAAAAGCAUGAAGGCAAAACUUCAGCUGCCAAAAAUUCCAGUAGUGAAAGAUGGUAUAGAGGAUUCAGACUCAGAAGUGAGUGAAUUUUUUGAUAGUUUUGAUCAGUUUGAUGAGCUGGAACAAGCCUUGGAAAACUCUUGUAAAGUUAUUAGGGAUCCCAUCCUGGGGAAUGCCUCCCAGAAAAGGAGGACUGCACAUGAACAAUUUUCUUCUUCAAGCAUUGCAAUGAAUCCUCAGAAAUUCAAGUUUGAUCGACCCACUCUCCCAGCCAAUGUAAUGAAACCAACUCCUCGUAAACCAGAAUCGCCGUAUAGCAGCAUCUUUGAGGUCCCAGAUUCUCCUCGCCCGGUUAAAGCAUCAGGGGAAGAGAAUGGAGGCUUGUUCAGCCCUAUUAGAUCAUCAGCUUUCAGUCCCCUAGGGAGCUGUGGUUCUUCUGAAUGUUUAUGUCGAAUUAAUCUUGGUGGAGAUGGGACAGGCCCAAAUCACCAUGAUGCAGUUUAUAACUAUUCAUCCUAUGCUGACAGAGUUUCCUGUGAAAUACUGGGUUCUGUUUUUCAUUCUGAGCCUUCAUCGGAGCAAACACGUGCAGGAAACGAUUCAAAACACAAAAGAUUUACUUUGAAAGAGAGAAAAGGUCAAGCUGCAGAUCUCAAAAUGAAACCCAGUAAGGAGCCAGAAAAAAAAGCUAAAUCUAAGCAUAAGUCAUUAAUGAUUAGGGAUAGCAUUCAAAAAUUUGCAACUGAAUUAGUGGAAAAAAGUUUUGGUAGUGCAUUUAAAGACUUGCAAAAAGGUGUUUCUUCGUGCACCAAUGCACUUUGUCACUUGGCUGCUAGGUUGACUUCUUCAGUCUUCCAGAUGGCUUUUUAUGAGAUUGGAAGACGUAGGGCAAUGGCCCUGAAGGAGCGUGCCAUUAAUGGGAUAGCAAACUUUUUGGUGAGUGAAGCUAUAACCGGGGCUUUGAAAGAGCUGCGGCACGUGAAGAAGCAAAUAUUCACUAACACCGUUGCGCGGUUUGCCGCAGACCUUGCUGAAGAACUUGUGUUUGAGGGAAUCAUGGAAGUAUGCCAGUUUUCAUAUCCCACAACACCUACAGCUGCACAGCCUUCAUCAUUUGAUUAUGAAGACAAAGUGGUAAGAUCCUAUGCCAGAGAUUUGUCUGAAUCUGUCAUUCAAGAGGCCUUUAUUGAACUAUCUCAGGUUGACGUGACUUUCACAACACAAGCAGCCAUUAGUGUAUCCAUGGACAACAUUAAAUACGUGAGUGCAGAAAGUAUGUUAGAGUCAACACAGACUUCCACAGUUUCUCCUAGUUUUAAUGAUAGGGUAGCACUGAAGCCAAUUCAAGAUUCCAAGAAGGAAUAUACAGUACAGCAAGCUCUGUUUUGCACCUCUGGUGUUGUGAGUUCAAUUCCUGUGCCCUUAGCUGGAAGAGCUCUUUGUCAACAUGAAGUUUCCUCUGAUGCUUACGAAGCAAAACUAUCCACUGCUGCAAAUUCUGAUGGCAAUAUGAAAGUAUACGAAGACUCCACCCAUUCAUUUCUCACAAGCAGAAAGAGAGAGGAGGAAAUUGGUUCUUUCAGAGAUAUAUACCUAACAUCAGAUCACAGUCAAAGCAUUGAAAGUACUCCAUCCUUAUUCAACCAAAAUGAUACCAAACAAACAAAUAACAGAUCUGGAAUGAACACUAGUUCAGAAUUAACAAGUGAGUCAAAAGGCAUUAGUACUUUCUCUGGAACUAUGGUAGAUAUGAUAGUAAAUGAAGCUUAUGAAGCCAUAACCUCAUGUAAAGUAACAAAAGCAGUAGAAGAGUAUACAGAUUGUGUAACAAGGAAAAUAAUAGAUAAAACCCCCUAUGUGCAAUGUAUUGGUGAAGACUAUUCCAAGAAUAUGUUGGCAGAUCACUUGGUCAAUUAUGUCAUAAACCAGUCUAUAGAUGAAAGUAAAACUGUGUUAUGCAACACUAGUGGGAAUUUACCAUGUAAUGUGGGCUCGCAGACUUAUGCAGAUAACAGUAGAAAAGAGCACUGUGUGAUCAAGAAGCAAGAGGCUGAGAAACAAAGUGAUGUUUCUGUAAUGGUGCAACGACAGAUGCCUUUGAAUAAUCCAUGUAAAUUUCUUCUUACUUCAGGUCAUUCAGUGCAGUGUUUUUCAGAAUGUAAAGAUUGUUGGCAGGAACACAAAGGAUGCAGGUUUUCGUUAAAAUCACCACCACCUUGUUCCACUGUGACUUCUGCUGGGCAUCGUACAGAAGACUUGACUGCCACAGGAAGCUGCUCAGUAGCAAGCAAGCCCUCAAAAGACCAUGAUACUCAGAAACCAUCAUCAGGACCUUGGUCUUGCAGGCAGGCAGAUUUUCUGCAUGGGAGCAAUGUUUCUUCAGUGAUAUUUGGCAGUGAAGAUGCCUUGCAGGUGGAAGAUAAAUCGGGACUCAAAGACGGAAAUACCUGCGUAAUGCCUGGUACACCCCCACCAACUCCUUUAGUACCAUGCCAAAGUAGUUCUGAAAGAAACCUUAGAAAACUAUCUAAAAAACUCAAGGGAGAAUUAGCAAAGGAAUUUUCACCUGCAACACCACCUUCUACACCGUACAAUCCAUCUGUCACUGGUUUGUCUGAAACGGACCGUGACUCUUUAGAAAAUGAGGAAUUUAUGCUGAAACUCAUGCGGUCACUUUCUGAAGAAGUGGAAAGUAGUGAAGACGAAGAUCAUUCUGUAAUGCCCACUGAGAAAGAGGAACACUCAGAGAAAACAAUUCAGUAUGCAGAUUGCUUAGCUAGCCAUAUCAUUUCAAUAGCAACUGGAAUGGCUGCUUCCCAUUUAGAUGGUAAAACAAACGAAAGAGAAGCUGAUAGACAGGUCCAGUUAGGUGUGCAAAGCAAAAGAUGUGGAUAUACUGCAUUUAUAAGUAUCCCAGAAGAGAUGUGCAGUCCUGUAUGGAAUUAUGCAGGUGAUAUGGCAGGAAGAGUCAUCAGUGAGGCCAAGAAAAUUGUGAAAUCAAGGCAUUGUAAACUCUGGAGGUUGAAGCGGGCUAACUGUCAGGUGGAGUGUCUUUACGUGAGAAAAGGUGAAAAUAGCUCAGUGCAGGACCAGUGGCUGGGGGAGAGAGAGUCAUCUGUGCUUCCUUUACCACAAAGUUCAGGUGUGACAGGUUUGACUUCCAAAUACCCAAGCUGUGAAAGUGUGACUGAUGAAUAUGCAGAUCAUAUUAUACGUGUUUUGAAAAGAGAAGGAGGCAAUGCUGAACUGUUAAUGGAUCAGUACGCUAGCAGACUUGCUUACAGGUCCAUCAAAUCAGGCUUACAGCAAGCUGCUAGAAAAACCAAAUUGAGAUACAACAGAAAACCAUAUUCUGGGCAAAAUGCACAGGUGAAUGGUAAGCUGGAGCUGAGUAAAGACGCAGUGCAGCAAAUGAAAAGCGGCGUUCAUUGCUAUGAAGACCAAAGGUACGAGAGGAGCAUCGGGACGCAAAGACCAGAAUGUGCAGAGCUGUUACACUUCUCAGAAUCCCUUGCUCGCAGUAUCACCUGUGAUGUCAGGAGGAAACUGAAAAUGUCAGGAGCGUGUUUGCCAAAGUCUCUAACAGAUUCCUGUCUAUAUAAAAAGACUGAGUUUGAUGAAGGCACGGGGGACCUUAAAAGAAGAUUUUCUAGGACAGUUCUUCCUUUCUCCCCGGAUCAUAAACUAUAUCAUAGUACAGGCAGUUUAAAUGAAAGUGGCUACAGUGAAGGCAUAAUUCAAGCUAUAGAACAAUAUGCUAGGAAAGUGGCAGAUGAUACUCUAGAAAUGGGUUUAGAGUCAGCUGUUCUCCAUGUGGCUGAAAACAGAAAAAAUGUGGACAGACUCUCAUAUACUGAGAAACUGUCUCCUUUUUCUGGAGCUGUCUGUAGAUGCUGCAGUAUGAAGGAACAUCGGUACUGUACAGAAACUACAUCUCAUUAUCUACCCGCACAAGAAUCCGCCAUUCCAGUGAGGCACGUUCUGCAUUCUGGAUUGAACGGUGCCUGUCAGAAAUCAAGAGUGUUUCAGCUAGAUAUUCCCAAGAUUCACGUGGAUGUGGAACAGAAGACAGUGUUUUCCCAGAAGGGGGCCAGCGCAGCUGUGGAGAAAACAGGAGAGCUCAGUUAUGCAAGUCUGACAGCUGACAGUGGUAUUGGACAAGAAGGAGUCAGCUUUGCUGAAAGCCUUACUACUGAAAUAAUGACAUCAGCUAUGACUAAUAUUGGUCAGGCAGUUAACAUGAGCUCGGCUGGAAGAGAAGGAUUUCACUCUGUGGAAUCUAUUGUUAGCCAGCAGAUGAGUCUUAGUAUUGGUGAUGACAGCACUGGGAGUUGGUCCAAUCUGAGUUUUGAAGAUGAACAUCCUGAUGAGAGCAGCAGUUUUCUUCACCUCAGUGACAGUUCAGCUGUGUUCUCUUCUUCUCCUGGCAGUAAUGGUAACAGCAGUAGCUGGAGCAGUCUUGGUUUAGAAGGGGAUAUGUAUGAGGAGAAUUUAUCCUUUCCAACAUCAGACAGUGAUGGAAUGGAAGAUAAAGAUGAAGACUCCAAAGGAGCUCUAGAAGGUUUGGAACAAAUACGGAAGACGUUAGCAAUAGUGAAUGUUGAUCUGGAACCAAAUCUAGUGGACCCCCAGCUCAGAGCAGUUCUCCAGUGGCUGGCAGCUUCUGAAACAGAGGUGUCUGAUCUUCACUUCCACGAUGCUGCUGCAAGGGAAUUUGUUUUUCUUUCCAGAAGAGUGCAAGAAAGAGAUUGGAAAGUCGGAGACCUCUUGCAAGCAGUGCUGAAAUAUUGUGAAACGAUAGAGAAGGCGUCUGAUGGAGAGCAAGUUCUAAACAAGUCUUUGGUUGGUUGGCUUCUGGAAAACAUCUGAAAAAGCCAAGGAUGCAACACUCUUCAUUUCAUUCCUCUUGUGAAAGGAGACAGAGAGAAUGCAGAUGCGUGAAGCGAAAUUCAGCUGAUGAACGUUCAAGUAAUUGUCAGCAUUUCAAAGGCUUCGAGGUGAAAGUCAAAAUAGCUGUGCUGUGCUUUGUGAUACUGUGCACAUGGUAUGUUUAUUCAGUCCAUAAUUGGUAUUGUCCACCCACACAUAAUGUGUAUUUACUGCUGUGUUCAGGCCAUUGCAAUAUUGGUGAAAAAAAAAUCCUCGUCUAUGAUAGUAGCUCAGAGGAGCCAGUCUCAGGCAUGGCAGUCAGGAUGCCUGCUGUGCCAGUGUAGCUCUUCUUCCCACUUGUAUGUGUGCUGUAUACACAAUAGGACUGAGAGCACUGAUGUUCUGCAAAAAUCUGUUCUGGAAUACCGUGCUGCAGACAAAGGAAACAAAUUGCUGGCAUCAGCCAGGUGUUCCAUGGCCAAAAGGAAAAUUGUGACCUGCCCAAGCAGCCUCUUAAUACACUCUGGCUUCAUAGCCACCUUUCUCAGAUUUAACUUUAUGUGACAAUGUGACAGUCUGCUCUGAAAUCAUUGAGGUGCAAAUAGAUGUUCCCUUUUGUUGACUACUAUAGAUCUGGUAGCUUCUGGUAGAAGGACAGAGUGGGUAGCUGAGCAUAAGUUCAUGCAUAAUUCUUCAGCAAGGUUUCCUGAAGCUUUCUAACCAAGUUUCAAUUGCUAAAUUUCGUAUUGAGGCUUUUUUGUAUGCAGAUACUUCUAUGACAUUAAUUAUGUAUCAGAGGAUUUGUAUGUUAGUCUCUCACAUAGCUGUGUUACAAGUAACAGACAGGCAACUUCUUUUUCUGAGGAUUUUGGUCAUCUUUUUGAACAGUCUAAUUCUUCAGUUCUUAGCCUUCCACAGAGGAAUUUUCUUUUCACUGACAAAGAAAAUCUUGUUACUCGGUGAGCACGUAAGCAUUGGAGCGAAGAAAGCUAAUGAAAGCUAAUGAAAACAUAAAGGGGAAAUCUCUUGCAAGUUGAUUUUUCAUUUUCCUUAACUAUUCAGUGAGCAACACCAAAAAAAAAAACCCAAACCCAGCCACACACAUUCCGAGACUGAUUUAGGUCUCUCAAAAAUGGAUUCAGGUUUUCAAAGUUGCAUUUGCUGAGGUAACUUUGUCUGGGACCUUUUCUGCGAAGAGCCACGUGAUUGUUGGAGAUGGGAACACAGUAAGUAGUAAACACUGUCACCAGCAUGGAACCCCCCUAGUUUUACACAGUUGAUUUGCAAAGACAAGAUCCAGGAGUGAUUCUGGUGGAAGAAUUUUUGGCUUUUCAGCCAGAGCCACUGCUGUCGAGCAUUUACAUUACUUGAGCUCUGAAGAAGGGAGAACAGAGCCCAGCCACUGUAGUCACUUUAUUUUGUACCAUCUUUGUACAUUCCUGAUGUAUAGCUGGAGUUAGAGGUUUAGAGGGCCUUUGUUCUGUUGUACUGUCUGAAUAGUAUUUAAUACUAAAAUGUAUUAUAAUUUGCUGGAACUGCUGCUUAUUUGUGCAGUGUUACAGUAAUCCACAGCUCCAGUUAGUGAUGCAGUUGUAUACCAAAAGCAGUUUGAAUAACUCUAAAUGUUUCUGUAACUGUACUCAAUGAAUAUGAAGGUUGUGUACUGUACAAUGGUGAUAAGUUUUGCCAUCUUAGUAAUUUAACAAUAUUCAGUUUUCAGAUUAUGAUGAACUCCAGGUUGCACUAAACUUGUUCUUGUUUUAGCGGUGGCUUAAAAUAAAACACAUUUCACUGGC